AUGCAGGUCCGCGUGGCUCAGAUUUUCACACUGGGCUCCCGAUCGCGUCUGGGCACGGGGGUGGACCUGCCACGCCACGGCGUGUGGGGUGGGGGUCGACGGGCCUACGCAGGGGGCUCGCCAGCCCUGCCAGGAGGGGGUCUUCCCACUCCCCGCUUUCCUUCGGGAGGCCCCUCAGAGGGGGCUGGGAGGGCCGGCCGCGACGUGGGCUCGCGUGGGGGGGGAACCCCCCCUCGGGUCGCACCCCGCCCCGCUGCCGCGGGGCCGUGGAAGGUCAAGCGGCGACCCCCGUGGGGUGUCCAACAGCUCCGCGAUUCCUGGAGCGAGGAUGCCAUGACGAAGCGGGAGACGGAAAACCUCAGUGAGCGGAUUCACCGCGAGUACCGCUACCACCCCGACGAGGGUCGCCGUCAACAUGUCAAGCACGUCGUCCUGUUGUUGAUUCCGUCGCUUAUUGGGACCGGCAGCAUGUCGUAUUAUUACUUCACCGGCAAGCCGAUCUGGCGGGCGGACCCGCAGCACAUUCUUAACGUUCUGCGCGCCGCGGACACAUCACCAAGGAGUAUACUCUAUUUAUAUCGACUGGAUGAAAAUGAGGUAACCCCGACGCAUGUUAUACGCCACCGCGAGGCUCAUCGGGGGGAGCGGGAGAGGGCGGAGUUAAUCUUUAAGAUCACUCGCUCGGCAUUCGCGCAGCCUUCGAGCGAUGACUUGCGACGACUGGAGGUAGAAUGGCGUGAAAAGGAGGAAAUGAUGCGUCAGGAGGCAUCCGAGGAGGUGGAAGAUGAGGGUCCAUAG
Messenger RNA from Phytomonas sp. EM1, 798 nucleotides. The record is from the annotation of a GenBank genome assembly. Lineage: Eukaryota; Euglenozoa; Kinetoplastea; Trypanosomatida; Trypanosomatidae.